AUGCUGAAGCAGAGCGAGAGGCGGCGGUCGUGGGGCUACAGGCCCUGGAAUACUACAGACAGCGGGGACGCGCCCCAGGCCGGGAGCACCCAGCACCGCAGGAGCGUCUGCUCGGUGGGCGCCCGCUCCGGCUCCCUGGCCAGCAUCCCGCCGUGGACCGAGGGCAACUAUAACUACUACAUCGAGGAGGACGACGACGGGGGGGAGGAGGACGAGCUCAAGGACGACCCAGGCGAGGAGGACGGGCGGCCGGAGGCCGCCCCUGGCGCGCAGCCCGACAGCCGCGCCGCCCCGCCCGCCGCGUCGUCCACCCUGAACGUGAACGUGGGCGGCCAGAGCUACCGGCUGGACUGCUGCGAGCUGGCCUGCUACCCCAAGACGCGCCUGGGCCGCCUGGCCACGUCCACCAGCCGCAGCCGCCAGCUCGGCCUGUGCGACGACUACGAGGAGCAGACGGACGAGUACUUCUUCGACCGCGACCCGGCCGUCUUCCAGCUCGUCUACAACUUCUACGCGUCGGGCGUGCUGCUGGUGCGCGACGAGCUGUGCCCGCGCUGCUUCCUGGAGGAGCUGGGCUACUGGGGCGUGCGGCUCAAGUACACGCCGCGCUGCUGCCGCAUCUGCUUCGAGGAGCGGCGCGACGAGCUCAGCGACCAGCUCAAGAUCCAGCGCGAGCUGCGCGCGCAGGCGCAGGCCGAGGAGGCCGAGGAGCUCUUCCGCGACAUGCGCUUCUACGGGCCGCAGCGCCGCCGCCUCUGGAACCUCCUGGAGAAGCCCUUCUCGUCCGUGGCCGCCAAGGCCAUCGGCGUGGCCUCCAGCCUCUUCGUGCUCGUGUCCGUCGUGGCGCUGGCGCUCAACACGGUGGAGGAGAUGCAGCACCGGGCGGCGCAGGGCGCGGGCGGCGGCGACCCGCGGCCCAUCCUGGAGCACGUGGAGAUGCUGUGCAUCGCCUUCUUCACGCUCGAGUUCCUGCUGCGCCUCGCCUCCACGCCCGACCUGCGGCGCUUCGCGCGCAGCGCCCUCAACCUGGUGGACCUGGUGGCCAUCCUGCCGCUCUACCUGCAGCUGCUGCUCGAGUGCCUCACGGGCGAGGACCAGGCGCGCAGCAAGGGCGCGCCGCGGGAGCACGAGCUGGAGACGGUGGGCCGCGUGGGCAAGGUGGGCCAGGUGCUGCGCGUCAUGCGCCUGAUGCGCGUCCUGCGCAUCCUCAAGCUGGCCCGCCACUCCACGGGCCUGCGCGCCUUCGGCUUCACGCUGCGCCAGUGCUACCAGCAGGUGGGCUGCCUCAUGCUUUUCAUCACCAUGGGCAUCUUCACCUUCUCGGCGGCUGUCUACUCCGUGGAGCACGACGUGCCCAACACCAACUUCACCAGCAUCCCGCACGCCUGGUGGUGGGCCGCGGUGAGCAUCUCCACUGUGGGCUAUGGAGACAUGUACCCAGAGACCAUCCUGGGCAGGUUUUUUGCCUUCCUCUGCAUUGCAUUUGGGAUUAUCCUCAAUGGGAUGCCAAUUUCCAUCCUCUACAACAAAUUCUCUGAUUACUACAGUAAGCUCAAAGCCUAUGAGUACACUGCCAUGAGAAGGGAAAGGGGAAAAGUAGAGUUCCUGCAGAGAGCCAAAAAGAAGAUGGCAGAGUGUCUGGCUCGAACCCACCCGCAGCCCACCCCAAGGCAAGAGAGUUGA
Messenger RNA from Lynx canadensis (Canada lynx), 1683 nucleotides. RefSeq names its product potassium voltage-gated channel modifier subfamily V member 2 (gene KCNV2). NCBI's taxonomy places the organism in Eukaryota, Metazoa, Chordata, Mammalia, Carnivora, Felidae. The coding region runs from base 1 to 1683 and encodes 560 amino acids. The transcript has 2 exons. Gene Ontology annotation, molecular function: voltage-gated potassium channel activity. The record is from RefSeq and is a predicted model, not a curated record. Gene Ontology annotation, cellular component: membrane; voltage-gated potassium channel complex. Gene Ontology annotation, biological process: potassium ion transmembrane transport; protein homooligomerization.